UUCAAGCGUGCAUACCCUGAAUUGGGACACAGCCGUCGUGUGCUGGAGUACGCAGUAAAGUGUUAGAGUGGACUAACAUCCAGAGUGAUUAUUGGCUCGUCGCAUCACACGAGAGUGCUACAAGUGUGACAGACGCAUGGGAGUUUUCCUCAAUGACUCAGUGACGUAAUGACCUGUGGAGGAAUGCGUGUUUCCAGAUGUAUGAACGCAGACAUCCGGGACAGCCUAUACAGCGAGACUAACGUUUCCCAGCAUGCCUCGGCUGUGGAGCUGUAUGAGGAAGAGCUGUUUGUCCUGCUGCCCUGUGAGUUUCCCACUUUUGAACUGGACAGCCCCACAGUGGUGUGGAGUCGCUCCGACCUCAGUCCUCCAACCGUCCACCAGCUUCAAGGAGACGAACUGAAAGAUCCAAACCAGCGUUACAGCGGCCGAACAUCCAUGAAGACUGACGCUCUGGAAACUGGAGACCUCAGCCUGAACCUGACCAACCUCCACCUGUCUGACAGCGCCACCUACACCUGCUCCGUCAGAUCAUUUAGACUGAGAGAUGUCCCACUGCAGGUCAAAGAACCAUUUCCAUCCUGGGCCAAAGCUCUGUUGGUUCUCCUGGUUCUCCUAGUUUUCCUGGUUCUCCUGGUUCUGUUGGUUCUCCUGGUCCUCCUGGUUCUCCUGGUUCUCCUGGUUCUUGUUCUCAUCGUCUCUGGAGGUCUUUUAUUUCAUUUCCGGCACUAUUUUAAGUCAGGUUCUCGGACUCGUCCGUGACCCCGAUCUGUUUCCCUGGUGGCGUGGAGUGGAGUGAGAGUGAGUGUGCUGGAAACAAAUACGAGAGGAGCGAGUGAGCGGAGCGUGUGUUGGACUUUGUCCCUUUUCCCCUGGACCGUUGCACAUCCUGCCCUGUACACGUGGGGUUUGUAAAUAAAUGUACGACUGCUGUUCUAGUUCAGCUGCUCUGCGCCUGCUGACAGGUGCAGUUAUUAUAUGACAUUUUAUUAUUGUAUUAUCCAUCCAUUCACCUCUACUGUUCUUGCAUUACAUCACAUAGUCAGCAUAAAUAUGUUUUUAAUGAAUGAUGAAAGUGGGAUGAAUUUAAUGAGCCUUGUUGAGAGAGGUGGGACAGAGAGAGACAGAAGUCCCCCCCUCACCUCUUAUUGGCUCUGAGAGAAAUAAAAAGGUUUUAACAUUUAGGCUGUUGUGUUUACAAUGAUAUGAAGUGCUGUUAGUAAAUCAUCUUCAUUCUGAAUCAGAAGUUUAA
Messenger RNA from Oreochromis niloticus (Nile tilapia), 1252 nucleotides. RefSeq names its product myelin-oligodendrocyte glycoprotein. Gene Ontology annotation, biological process: immune response; negative regulation of T cell proliferation; T cell costimulation. The record is from RefSeq and is a predicted model, not a curated record. The transcript has 4 exons. Gene Ontology annotation, cellular component: external side of plasma membrane. The coding region runs from base 169 to 762 and encodes 197 amino acids. Lineage: Eukaryota; Metazoa; Chordata; Actinopteri; Cichliformes; Cichlidae.